GGUGGGUUAGACUGGAGCGGGUUGGGGUGAGAUGGGAUGCGUUGGAGGGGACCUCGUGCUCCAAGAGCUCCAGGUGAAUCAUUUCACCCCCAUGUGAUGCUGCACCACACAGAGCUGCGCCCCCAAUAGCACUCAGUGCAUUCUGCAGCUGAAUAUCACUGACCCCAAAGCCGUGAGCCCUGUGCUGGCCUCCCAGCGCGGCACUGAGCCCCAUGCAGACACACGGCGCUGCGGAGGCGCUGGGGGACGUUUUGUCUGCAAAUCACAACCCCAGCUGUGCUCUGCAGAUCUCCGACGGCGCCUUCGAGCCCUUCCUGCUCUCACUGAUCCAGUUUGCAUCGCACCACGUCUACAGCUGUGACCUGUGCACGCAGCGGGGCUUCAUCUGCCAGAUCUGCAGCAGCAGCGACAUCAUCUUCCCCUUCCAGCUGGAUUCCACUUCCAGAUGCAAGGACUGCAAAACUGUUUUCCACCGGCAGUGCUACCACAGCACCACGUCCUGCCCGCGCUGCGAGCGCCGGCGGCGGUACCGACAGCAGGAGGAGGAGGAGGAGGAGGAGGAGGAAGGCAGUGCGGGGCCCAUCCCAUAGACCAGCAGCCAUCCCAAAGGCGGGGGCAGAUGAUGUCCCCACGGGCCCCAAAAGCACCAGGACGUGGUGCACAAGGAGCUGUCAGCCCAGGAGCUGUCGGGCAGCGCAUCGCCGUGGGGGUCUGGACCCCCACCCAAAAGGACCCCCACAGGCCGAAUGGGGGGGUGGAUGAGCUGGGGGGGCUGUGGGGCUGAGCUGGGGCUGGGGGGCUGCAGCCAUCCCCUGCCACCACCCCACUGAUGGGGACGCGGUGGCACUGAGCGGGUUUUGGUGUCCCCAUCCCUGGGGGAUAUGGGGAUAUGGGGACGGGGGCUCCCCAGGGCCUGCAGUCCCCGUCCCUUUGGGGUUUCUGUGUCCCCGUCCCUUUGGGGUUUCUGUGUCCCCGUCCCUUUGGGGUUUCUGUGUCCCCAUACCUUUGGAGUGUGGUCUCUCCAUCCCACGGGGGCACAAGGGGACAUGGGGACGGGGACUCCCCACAUUUUGGGGUCAGAUGUGCCAAGGGGACGCGGGGCUGCGCAAUGCCACCCACUGGGAUCGGUGCCGUUCCCCACUGCCAUCAUCCCGAUGUCCCCAAGUGGCACUGGGGGGCUCACAGGCUGCGCAGUGGGGUGGGCUAUGGGGCCAGCUGCUGUCGGUGGGACUCGAGGGCUGUGUGAACCGUGCCGGCUGAGCUCGGGGCUUUCUUGGGUUUGGGGUUUGCAGGGUGCACCGGAUGGCACCGUGGUGACGUUGUGCCUUGGGGGCAGAGCUGCUCUGCCUCCCUUUUAACCCCCGGCCCUUCUGGGGCCGCAAAGAGAGUUUUAUUUUCCUGUCACUUCACUGUGAAAAUGAUGGAGAUUUAUUUGA
Messenger RNA from Meleagris gallopavo (turkey), 1436 nucleotides. The record is from RefSeq and is a predicted model, not a curated record. NCBI's taxonomy places the organism in Eukaryota, Metazoa, Chordata, Aves, Galliformes, Phasianidae.